AUGACCCUUCUGUCGGAGGACCAGUCGGCGAGGCCCCAGGCCUGCCGGCUGUCGGAUGCCGGCCGACACGUCAGCCCUUCUUUGUACCCGACGGACCUCGCCGCCUCCAAGGAGAACUACGAGGACGGCGGGGACGGCGCCGCGUUCGGGGCCGCGGAGCCCCCCAGGCGCUCGCGGGGACGCCUCAUCCUCCACGGGACGGUCAUGUUCGGGAGGGAGUUCUGCUACGCCGUGGAGGCGGCGUUCGUCACGCCCGUGCUGCUGAGCGUGGGCCUGCCCCGCAGCCUGUACAGCCUGGUGUGGCUGAUCAGCCCCAUCCUGGGCUUCCUGCUGCAGCCCGUCAUCGGGUCGGCCAGCGACUACUGCCGCUCGCCGUGGGGCAGGCGGAGGCCUUACAUCUUGGCCCUGGGCCUCCUGAUGCUGGUGGGAAUCACCCUGUUCCUCAACGGGGAUGCCGUCAUCUCAGCACUGGUCAGCGAGCGGUCGUCCAGGAGCACCUGGGCCAUCGUGGUGGUGAUGUUGGGAGUCGUGCUGUUCGACUUUGCCGCGGACUUCAUCGACGGGCCCAUCAAGGCCUACCUGUUUGACGUGUGCUCACACCGGGACAAGGAGCGAGGUCUGCACUACCACGCUCUGCUCACAGGUCUGGGCGGCGCCUUCGGCUACCUGGUCGGCGCGAUGGACUGGGGUCACUCCGUAUUGGGUCGGCUGCUGGGCUCCGAGUACCAAGUCAUCUUCUUCUUCUCAGCCUUGACCUGGGGCAUAUUCCUCACGGUGCACCUCUUCAGUAUUCCAGAGCAACCCCUGGGGAAGGACCCAUAUGCCCCUGACCCCUCGACCUCCAGUGCCCUGCGCCUACUCGGCGCCCACGGCAACGGUUACGGAGCGCUGGCCAAAGAGGCCGCCUCUGUUGCGGCCGCUCCAGACCUCCCAGACCUCCGGCCCAGGUCGUUCUCCGCGCUGGGAGAGGCCAACUCGGUGACCUCCAGCGCCAAGCAGCCCAACAAGGAGGCCCAGAAGAGGAUGACGUUCAAGUCCAUGAUGAAGGCUAUCGUCAACAUGCCGAACCACUACCGCUACCUGUGCGUCAGUCACCUGCUGGGAUGGACGGCCUUCCUCUGCAACAUGCUCUUCUUCACUGACUUCAUGGGACAGAUUGUGUACAAAGGAAAUCCUUACGCGGACCACAACUCCACGGCCUACGCCACUUAUGAGAGAGGUGUGGAAGUGGGCUGCUGGGGACUGUGCAUCAACGCUGUGUCAUCUGCUCUCUACUCCUACGUGCAGCGUUUCCUCCUCCCGUACAUCGGCCUGAAGGGAUUAUACUUCGUGGGCUACUUCGUAUUCGGCUUGGGCACCAGCCUGAUCGGCCUCUUCCCCGACAUCAUCGCCACGCUCAUCCUCUGCAGCGUUUUCGGCGUCAUGUCCAGUACGCUCUACACCAUCCCGUUCAACCUGAUAGCGGAGUACCAGCGGGAAGAAGAGGGACAGCUGAAGCUUGGGGGAAGCCGUGAACGGCAGCGGGGCAGCGGGGUGGACUGCGCCGCCCUCACCUGCAUGGUGCAGCUGGCUCAGAUCAUUGUCGGUGCCGGACUGGGAGCUCUGGUCAACAUGGCGGGGAGUGUCAUCGUGGUGGUCCUCUCGGCCUCGACCAUGUCCCUGUUUGGCUGCGUCUUCAUCGCCCUCUUCAUCAGAAAUGUGGACUAAUCCUGCUUAUGCAAAAGUAUUUAUUGGUAUUGUUUUAAAUAAAUACAGAUUCUUUUGUUAUAUAUUCAA
This is a messenger RNA of Gasterosteus aculeatus aculeatus (three-spined stickleback), 1776 nucleotides long. It is a transcript of the gene slc45a2, whose product is annotated as solute carrier family 45 member 2. NCBI's taxonomy places the organism in Eukaryota, Metazoa, Chordata, Actinopteri, Perciformes, Gasterosteidae. The record is from RefSeq and is a predicted model, not a curated record. Gene Ontology annotation, molecular function: sucrose:proton symporter activity. Gene Ontology annotation, cellular component: membrane.